Molecule: messenger RNA, 1623 nt
Organism: Penicillium mononematosum
Lineage: Eukaryota; Fungi; Ascomycota; Eurotiomycetes; Eurotiales; Aspergillaceae
Exons: 1
Coding region: 1-1623 (540 amino acids)
Source: RefSeq, a predicted model, not a curated record
AUGGCCUCACCUAAAUCUCGAUCGCACGCUAGUGCUGAUCAUAUUGAAGAGUCCAAUACUACUGCCAAUCUGUUUUUAGGCGGCGUGCGGAGGAACUGGAUGGGUCCGCAGACUAACGCCCCAGAGAACUCGGCUACGCGAAAUCCUCGCGUUGAGGUCGACCUUACAGUCCCUCCCAAAUCCCUCCCCCAGGCUGUCUUAAUGUCCCCCAUCACGCCCGGUGAGACCCUUAAUCAACCUCCCUCACGUGGUCCUAUUCAUGCAAAAACCCCCGACACGCGAGCUACGGCUCUUCCCUCACCCGUUCUCAGUACAAAUUCUCAUCCAAGUCCCGUGAACGCGGAUGUGAUCGUCUCAAGCAGACCUCCCACACUGCCACCAAUCUCUACACAACUCACGGCACAGCGUGGCGAUGAUGAGCGCAUGGCGGUCCAACCUCCUAGCGGGCUCGCCACGUCAAGCGCGACCCAGUCCCCUCUAAUGGGACCCAACCGGUCCACAGACUCGCCCUCGAACACAGGCACACGCACAGGCCAUAACACACAAGGAAGCAUAGUCUCGGGGCCGCAACCUAGCCUGCUGCAGAUUGGGGGAACUGGGGCUGCGGCCAUUCCCGAUGAGGUAUGGGAACAAUGGUCUGGUCAAUUGGAUGUCUUGGUAAACGAGUUGUCUGCGACGGGAGCAAUCCCUGCUCGCUCAAGAGACACGACUAUUACUCGGCCUCGAAUCCAGUUAUUGUGCAAUGCCAUUAGUCGUAAGGACGCUUUCUACUUGGUGACACAUCAGUUGUACUGCCGAUAUAGCAUUGAUCCAAGUACAUUGGGUCAGAUUAGAGCCCCUGAGUCAGGCAUGCGAUCACUCAUCCCUCUUCUGGAAGACAAUGGAAAGAUGCAUGAUGCCGCCGUCGUUGGGUUUGCCCAUUUCCCAGCGUCUCCACAACAGUUGAUGCGGAGCAGGUGGUACCUCCAAGUGUUGUCCGGUGUUCCUGAGUUUUUAGCACGGCUUGCAAAUGAAUGGCAGGGCAUCUUAAGUCACUCUCUUCAGGUUCAUCAUCCCCCGUUGGUGUCUCGUCUUUGGCAAGCACUCGCUUGUCCAUCCCCGAUUUUGAUGUCGGUGAUGUUUACGUGUGCUGCACGGCGCCUUUAUCAUGAUAAUGACAUCGAAUCCCUGCUGGAGUUGUUUUGGAAAGAUUUUGAAGAUUUCCAGCGGUAUAAGGAAUCUAAAGCUCCAGAGACGACUCAGCAGGCUCUCAACUGGCAAAUCACCCAAGAGUAUCUCAACUUCCCACGUUCAUCCGAAUCACAAACACCAUCUUCCUCCCACCCUGUACGACCUCCCAGACCUCAGAAUCAAACCAUGUCUCAAGCCCCACUACCGCCAUCCCGUCCCAGAUCUUCGCUUGCUGGUGUGAGUCAACCUGCCGCAAAUUCGCCUGCUCUAACCCCACUUGGUGCACCUCUGCAGCCUCUCCCCUCAAAUUUGCCCCAGGGCCAGGUUGUUGGCCCACCUGGGUAUCAAUUUGGCGUAAACUCACCAAUGCAGAAUACCCCGCAAAGUCCUUAUUACAACCCCAUGUCACAGGGGCAAGGACAGCGGCAGGAACAGGACCGUGGUAUCCGGUGA